AAUUGACACGGGGGGGGAGUGGAGACACUGCUGGCUCCGCCACCUGGCUGGCACCGGGGGGACACGUGUGGGGCCGAAGGUGACAGGGCGGGGACAGCUCCGAGGGCGCUCCCAGCGCGGUGAGUCAGGGCUGAGACCCCGCAGGAAACGCCAGGGAUUUCCAAAGCGCCCUGGAAAGCCCCGCGCUGGGAUUUCCUCCCUCUUCCCGAGGCUCUCUGGGCGACGGCAGGCCGGGAAUGUCGGAGGGGAAAGGAUGGGAAGCAGGGAUGCGGCCAAGGAAUGGCCCCGCUCGGGCAGGGAUGGAGCAGCUGCGUUGUUUACUCAAUCCAGCUUGCGCUGCUCUUCGUUCCCGGGCUUUUCUCCUUCUCCAGACAGGGCUGUGACCGCAGAAACAAAGGCAAAACUUUAAUCCCGCAAAUCCCCCUCUCUUCCCAGCGAAGGCCGCGGGUGUUCGUCCCUCUCCGAGGGGACGCUGGGGUCGGACCCCGCCCGGGGGCUGCCCGGGGGCGGCUCAGCCGCAGCCAGAGCGGCUAAAAAUAUCCCCGCGUCUUCGCGGAGGUGCUGCAGCCGCAACCAGCCGUGCAAACCGGACCGAAAUUCAGUCAGCCGCAUGCGACAGGAGCUGGGGACGCGUCCCCCCGGCCCCGCGUGGCUGCCGGGGGGGACACGGGGUGCUGGGAGCCCGUGUCCCCCCGCCGCCCCCCCGGCUCGCUGCCAUCUGCUCCGGGUGUGUUCGAGGCGAGGAGGAGCCGCAGAAAAACCAGGUCAGGGCUGUGAUGGCAGCGCCGGGGCGAGGCUGUGCCCGCCUGCGAGCACCGUGCCACCCGCCCGUGCCACCCGCGGGACACCCGGCUGGCACCGAGCCAGUGGGGACGGCCCUUUGGGAUGUCCUGGCACCCCGGCGGCAGCUCCCUGCUGCCAUUCCCUGCUGGAUCUCGCUCCGCCGCGGCGUGCCCACACCCUGCUGCCAGCGGCCCCGUGCCACCCCGGCCCUGCCCGUGCCACCCCCGCCCUGCCCGGCGGUGCAGCGCGACUCAAACCCCGCCAGCCCCCCAAAUCUGGGCAGCCAGAGCAGCGCAGCCCCUCCAUCCAUCCAUCCAUCCAUCCAUCCAUCCAUCCAUCCAUCCAUCCAUCCAUCCAUCCAUCCACCCAUCCCUCCAUCCCUCGCUCCCUCCCUUCCCGGGGGGCUCCCCGUGCCCGCCCCAGUGCCCACCCGAGCCCCGCCCGUGCCCGCGCGGUGCGGGUGCCAGCCCCCGCGGCAGCUGCCUGCAUUUCAUGCAUUUUUAAGGAGAAGAAGGAUGAAGUGCAGGUGGGAAGAGAAGUGUGGAUUCACCGUGGGUAUUUCCCAAGGCUGCCGGGACACCGGGAAGGGCUCCCCUGCCCUUUUCCUCCCCAGCUGGGAACACCAGCCUGGAGCUGGGACUGGGAACAAACACCGUGUGCCCGCCAACCCCCCAGUCCCUCCCACUCCCGAUCUGCCCAAAACCUCCCUGGAGCUCCGUUCCCAGCAGGGAACACCCUGCCCAGCUCCCCGGGCUGCUCGGGACGCUCCGGCCCUCACGGCCAGCCCGGCAGCCGGCCAAGGGCUUUUUAUCAACUGGCACCCAAAAGUCAAUAAGGAAGAUGCUGCCUGUUUUAAUUAACAGCAAUUUCGCUCUGCCGGGGGCGAGCCAUGUGCCCUGGGGGAGGGAGGGAGGCCGGAGACAAAACAUGACCUUGUUGGUGCAGCACACACAGCGGGACAUUGUUUUCCCCUCGGAGUCUGGCCUUGGAUGCUGCCGGGCUCGUGGCACAGCUGGGUGCUGGGGACAGGGGGUGCUGCCAGCCCCGGUGGCUCCGGAGCAGCCCUGGUGGGAGCAGGGUGACUGGGAAACCGCGGAGUUGGGGAUGUGGCGGCUGGGAGCUGCCCUCGGGGAGUGCUGGUGGCCGGGGAUGGCACAAAAGGGAUUUUGGGAGCCCUCAGCGGGAUCCAGCGGUGGCUGCAGGAAGUGGAUCCCCCUGGCACUGCCAGGGCCUGGCACGGAUCCUGCGGGCCCCAGGCCAGUGCAAACAACCCAACGCUUCAGUCCCGCUUUCCUUUCCCCUCGGUUCCCCUGUUCCGGGAAAUCAGAGAGGAGGAAAAACCCAGAGGGGAAAAACCUCCCUGAGCGGGUGCCAGGCUGCUCGGGAGGGGGGUGUGACACGGGGCACGGCCUGUCCCCACUGCAGGGCUGGCCCCACUGCAGGGCUGGCCCCACUGCAGGACUGUCCCCACUGCAGGGCCUGUCCCCACUGCAGGGCUGGCCCCACUGCAGGGCUGGCCCCACUGCAGGGCCUGUCCCCACUGCAGGACU
This is a messenger RNA of Passer domesticus (house sparrow), 2333 nucleotides long. RefSeq names its product basic proline-rich protein-like. The record is from RefSeq and is a predicted model, not a curated record. The transcript has 2 exons. The coding region runs from base 611 to 1618 and encodes 335 amino acids. Lineage: Eukaryota; Metazoa; Chordata; Aves; Passeriformes; Passeridae.